CGCUGGCUCCAGUUCUUAUUUUGUAUUGCCUAUUAAUAUUCAGAAUGGAUUGCCCCAAUGAACUAUCAGUUAUAGACAUUUUGACUUUUAUAACAGAUGAACUACUGCAAACAUUCCGCAGCAGUAAUGAUGAGCAGGAAAAGAUUAGGACAAUUACUAAAUUUCUUCAACGGUUGAAUGAAGACACUUCCAUUGCUAAACUCAAGUCUCUUAAUGUUGAAUUUGAGUCCGAUUUAGAAUGGUUUAACGUAACUGGUCCUAUAUCGUUAAAAGACCUGAAAGGAAAGAUUAUUGUUCUGGACUUUUUUACCUAUUGCUGCAUUAAUUGUAUACAUGUGUUGCAAGAACUGCGCUGCCUGGAAGAACAGUUUCCCAUAGAAAGCGGUCUUUUAGUUAUCGGUGUUCACAGUGCUAAAUUUGAUAAUGAACGAGUUACAGCAAAUAUUGUAUCAGCUGUGCAAAGAUUUGGAAUAACUCAUCCUAUUGUUAAUGAUUCACGAUCUAUCAUGUGGAGCACUAUUGGCAUACGGUGCUGGCCAUCCCUUCUGGUUCUGAGCCCUACCGGUACACCCAUGUUGUUAUUAAUGGGCGAAGGGCAUGGACAAUUCCUACAGGAAUUUGCUGGUGCUGCGUUGUCAUUUUUCAGUCAGCAGGGUAACAUUGAUUAUAGCUAUUUACCGAUUCCAACAACCAGUAACUGUCAACCGGCGGCAAACUUAUGCUUUCCUUCUAAGAUUGCUCGAAGCCCACAGGGUCGGUAUGCGAUCGCCGAUAGUGGUAACAACCGGGUGCUCAUAGUCACUAGUAGUGGCUUGGUUCAACAUAAGGUUGGAGGACCUCAAGCUGGAUUUGUCAAUGGAAAUUUAGCGACAUGUCGAUUUAGCAGUCCACAAGGCCUAGCAUUUGUUGAUGAACAUACUUUGAUUAUUGCUGACACUAAAAACCACGCCCUUCGUAAGAUCUCACUUACGACUGGAAAUGUUGAGACUCUUGCUGGAACUGGCCUACAGGGAAACGAGCGAGUUGGUGGACGCAUAGGUCCUUUGCAACCUUUAUCGUCGCCCUGGGAUGUUGCUAUAUUUCGUACACGGGACAUGGAUAUGUCUUUUCAUCUUGAUGAACGCAACGUGCCUGAAAAAACUAUUGUGCUCAUAUCUAUGGCUGGAACUCAUCAGAUUUGGGGUUAUUUUCCAGAAGGAAUUAUUUGGUGGAAAUUCAGAAAAUUUGAACCUCUUUGCUGUGUCGCGUUAAUAGGAAAUGGUCUCGAGGAGAACCGUAAUAAUUCCUACCCACAGAACGCGGCAUUUGCACAGCCGUCAGGCCUGGCGAUGUCAAAGGAUAUAUUGUACAUAGCUGACAGCGAAAGCUCUAGCAUAAGAAAAACUUCUAUGAUCGACGGAAAAGUUAUGCCUGUCGUAGGAGGGGAUCGUAAUCCACUUAACCUUUUUGCAUUUGGCGACGUUGAUGGUAAACAAUUUAACGCGAAACUUCAACACCCUCUAGGGGUAACCUAUAAUGAUGCAAAUAAGAGGCUCUAUGUGGCUGAUUCUUAUAAUCAUAAAAUCAAAGUUGUUGACACCAAUUCAAAUAGUAUUUCAACUUUAAAAAUCAAAAGUCAAAAUAAAACUGAUGUAAUUUUGAAUGAGCCGGCCGGUCUUUGCUUGGAUGCCGACGGUCAGCAUUUGCUGGUAUCUGACACCAAUAAUCAUAUAAUAUAUAUAGUAGAUGUGGUGACACUUAUUGCACAACCAUUUAUUUUAGAUUUUAGUCAAAUUCCGUCGACUUUUAAAACUGACGUAUCAAAAAAAUUGGAUAACCACGCGAUAAAGAACUUAACUUUAAAUUUAAUUAAAGCGGUAACAAUUAAUUUUAUCAUUUACCUUUCGCCUGAACUUAACUUUACAAAAGAAGCCCCUCAAAAGUGGGUGUUAAAAGCUGUAUCUCAAUCUCUAAAAGUAAAUCCGUCUUACGGAACUCUGCUUAAUGGAAUGUGUAAUUUGCAAGUGGUGGCUGCUCACUAUAAUUUCAGCUGUGUAAACAGCGAAUUGCUUACUAUUGAAUUCUCUUUAAAUUUAUGUCGCUCUAAUUGUUGCCUUUUAAAAAGAUUUUCUGUAUUGUUAAAAUGUGAUAAAACUAUGGAAGAGCACAUACCCACCCACAAUGUUAAUAUUCGUAUUGAUCAAUCAAACAUAAACUUGUAUUAAAACAGUUUUUAAAUUUUUCUCUAUAAAUAACAAUAAAUAAAUUAAAAAUUAAA
Messenger RNA from Drosophila biarmipes, 2257 nucleotides. Its product is annotated as NHL repeat-containing protein 2. The transcript has 3 exons. NCBI's taxonomy places the organism in Eukaryota, Metazoa, Arthropoda, Insecta, Diptera, Drosophilidae. Bases 45 to 2204 code for a protein of 719 amino acids. The record is from RefSeq and is a predicted model, not a curated record. Gene Ontology annotation, molecular function: protein binding.